Messenger RNA from Guyanagaster necrorhizus, 615 nucleotides. RefSeq lists its product as uncharacterized. Gene Ontology annotation, cellular component: cytoplasm; nuclear exosome (RNase complex). The annotation marks the transcript as partial. Gene Ontology annotation, biological process: RNA processing. Lineage: Eukaryota; Fungi; Basidiomycota; Agaricomycetes; Agaricales; Physalacriaceae. Gene Ontology annotation, molecular function: RNA binding. The record is from RefSeq and is a predicted model, not a curated record. The transcript has 4 exons.
UAAUGACGUCCGAUUUAGUUCUCCCAGGUCAGCCUAUACCACUUCCUCGCGGCCCUGUUCCCUGUCUGGGACGCGGUAUUUACACAAAAGACGACAAAGUUCGCGCCAGUCUGGUCGGAGCUCCCCAUUAUGAUGGAUCUACUUUGAUGAUAUCCCGGGUUAAGCCCCACCCUCCAGCCCCGAAUUCCCUCGUUCUUGGUUCCGUAACACGGUUGUCUCCUGUACAGGCUUUGUUGUCAAUAUCCGUUGUCGACGGCAUUCCACUACCUCCUGGAGAAGAGUUCACGGGCGUCAUUCGUUCCCAAGAUGUUCGAGCCACCGAAACGGACAAGGUCAAAAUAAAUGACUGUUUUCGAGGCGGGGAUGUUGUUCGAGGACAAGUCAUUUCUCUAGGAGAUGCUCGAAGUUACUUCAUUUCGACUGCUAGAAAUGAUCUCGGUGUUAUAUUCGCUACAAGCGAGGCAGGAGCAACCAUGGAACCUGUCUCUUGGGUUUCCAUGCGGUGUACAAGGACGGGGAAGAUUGAAAAGCGAAAGUGUGCCAAACCCGAAGGACUGUAGCAGCCUUGAUAUAUAUUGACACUUACCUUGAAUUUACAAUGUUGUAUUUUCCGUG